AAAUAAAUAAACUGCUAAACCCAAAUCGAAACCUUAAUCCCAAACCCAUUUCCCAUCGAUUUUCCCUUUGGCUUCAUAACGAAAUAUGCCAAACGCUGAACAAACCAAAGGCAAAAGCAAAGCGUCCAAAGCCAAAGAGCCACAAUUGGAGUUGGAAUUGUCCGGCGGAGCAGCUGCAGCCACAGCUGAUGAGUUGACCAAGGAACAGCCGCUGGAGCAGCAACUAGAGGAGCAAUCAACAACGAAAUUAAAAGCACGUUCCCGCUUCUCGGCCGCCUUUCGCAGUCUGUCCAAGUCCAAAGGCAAAAAGGAGAAGGAGAAGGAGAAAGAGAAGGUGCAGGCAAAAGACAGUCAAGAUCAGGAGCAACUGGUGAUAAGCGGCGCGGAAGACGUGACCAGCAUUGGUGACAUUAGCACAGACAGUGGCAUCAAGGGAGGCGUCUCCAAAAAGAAGAGUCUAACACGGCGUUUACUUUUGGGAAGUCUGAGGAAAUCCAAAGUGCGGCCACAUAGCAUUGCCACCAGUGAUGACAUCAGUGUGCUGAGCAGCAGCAGGGAAAGAUUGACGCUGCCAUCGCCAACGGGCAGCAGCAUAACAUUGCAGAUAACCAUAAGUGGCAAGAAAGUUGAGACGGUCCAAAGCAAAGGGGCAACAAGCGAAACGGAUUAUUUGCAACCGACACCAGAAACAACCACAACAACGACAACAACAACAACGACUGGAAAAGCAACUGAAGCCACUGGAAGCGGAAAAAGAGCAACAACAACAACAACAACAGCAAGGCUAACAACAAAAGAAGGCAACACAAAGCUAAUUGUGGCCAAGGUGUCCAAAGAGCCGGCUGCCAAGAAAAAGCAAAAAGAGAAACAGAAACAGAGAGAACAGAGAGAACAGCCAAAAGCAACACAAUCUACAGCUAGCUCUCUGUUAGCGACGCCGCCUCCGCUCUUGGAGGAGAAAAUCGUUAUCACUGAGAGCAGACGCGAUACGCCGCCUCAAGAGCGUGCGCCCGCAAAGCCAAGUCGGGCGAUUGCCAAUCUCAGUCUCGGUGGCAUUCAGUCCGCCAACAGCAGCGGAGCAGUGCGCAAGUCGAGCAGUCAGCCGAGCAGUCAGCCGAGCAGCAGCAGAUUGAGCCUGCCCAGUCGCAAGCAGAGGGAAUUGAUGCAAGAGCAGCAACAGCGUGGACAUCGCUUAAACAGACCCUUUGGCCAAACACACGGCACAACGGAGCAGCCAGUGAGCAGUGUAACGGCGCUAGAGACGCCACCAAGUCCAGAAUCAAAGCCAGAGCCACUGCCGCCCACAUAUCCGCCACCAUCACCGCCAUCUUCAGCACCCGCUACCUCCACCAUUGUCCUGGUGAGCCUCAGUGACGUGGAGGAGCAAACCGACGCCGUGUCCCUGGCCGAGAGUGCUGGCACACCGCAAGUUCGCUUUGCCGUUGGCAGCGCCGUGCGUGGACCCGCUGCCGACGCCGACGCCUACGCGGCAGCACUUGCCGCCGCCGCCGCGCAGCAGCCCAGCUCCAGUGAGGAGCCCAGCGAUUCCAGUCUGCGCAGGAUUAGCUUUGCCCAACAGCAGUUUGCGUUCAGUGAUCACGACAGCAUCGAGGGCAGACGGGAAACGGUGCGUUAUCAAUCAGUGGCCAGCGAAUAUAACGAGGAUUCAGUUGAGUCUGAGGAGGGGGAGCCCAGUGAGCAGACCAAAUCCAUGCCUGCCUUUGGUGACUUGACCAUGGAUCAGGAAAUGGAACCGACCAUCAUGGCGCCCAGCAGUGAGAAACGGGAACAUUUAUAUAAAAUUCUAGUCAUCGGUGAACUGGGCACUGGGAAAACAUCGUUUAUCAAGCGUUAUGUGCAUCAAUUCUUUAGCCAGAAUUAUCGUGCCACAAUUGGCGUUGACUUUGCACUAAAGGUGCUCCACUGGGAUGCCAAUACGAUAGUCCGACUGCAGCUUUGGGAUAUUGCGGGCCAGGAGCGUUUUGGUAAUAUGACGAGGGUGUACUAUAAGGAGGCCGUUGGCGCCUUCAUUGUCUUUGAUGUGACACGCAGUGGCACCUUUGAUUGUGUCAGCAAAUGGAAGGAGGAUCUGGAUUCGAAGGUGCAACUGCCAGAUGGCAGUCCCAUACCCUGCAUAUUGCUGGCAAAUAAAUGCGAUCAGGAGAAACAGGGUAUUGUCACGCAGCCGGAGCGUAUGGAUGAGUAUGUGCGGGAAAAUGGUUUUGCUGGUUGGUUUGAAACCUCCGCCAAGGAGAACAUUAACAUCGAUGAAUCAGCGCGUGCUUUGGUGAAUAAAAUACUCAUCAAUGAUAAACUGAUAACUGCCGAUGCGAAUGAUGAGGAGAAAUUCAAUUUGAGCAAUGCUGGAGAUGCGGGCACGGAUGAAAAGAAUAAGUGCUCCUGCUGACCUGGCGAUAGCAUUUCAAUUUAUGGGCUUUAAACACACCAAAGUCUGAGCGUGUCCACGAGCAACUUUUAAAGUGAAAUCUGUUUUUGAUAAAGAUAAAGAUAACAAUAGCCUAUGCUUAGGAUUUUAUGUAAAGUGUAUCUAAGACUUAGCGUCUUCAUUAUCAUCAUCAUCAUCCCCGUCGUCCAUCCAUCUCCAUGUCACUUUGAGAUAUGUCAAAUUGUUUAUCUGGCUCAAUCCUAACACCUGGCCGGGCCAUAUAAUUUACUAAAGUUUCGUCUUGAGAAAUGGGACCUGGAGCAGUGCGUGAACUUAUACUAUAACCCAUAUAUAAUCUACGCAUACAAUACAAUUAUAUCAUAUAUACAUACCUACUGAAUCAGAAAAUGCAGCAUCAUUAUAAUUUGUGCUCGUACAUCUGUGUAAAAUACGAAUCGUUUAAUUGUUUUUGUUUGUUUUGCUUUUGUUACGGAUAUUAUUAUUAUCUUGGAUUUUUAUACAUACAUACAUACGUAAACAUAUUAUAAUACAUAGCACACACCCACACACUGGUUCACACAUAAACUCUGCCAUCUUUAUUUGCAUUUAGAUAAAAACACAGAUUACAGCA
Molecule: messenger RNA, 3017 nt
Organism: Drosophila innubila
Lineage: Eukaryota; Metazoa; Arthropoda; Insecta; Diptera; Drosophilidae
Gene: Rab32
Product: ras-related protein Rab-32
Exons: 4
Coding region: 86-2407 (773 amino acids)
Biological process (GO): vesicle-mediated transport
Cellular component (GO): vesicle; trans-Golgi network; Golgi apparatus
Molecular function (GO): GTPase activity; GTP binding
Source: RefSeq, a predicted model, not a curated record